This is a messenger RNA of Mycotypha africana, 1951 nucleotides long. RefSeq names its product ergosterol biosynthesis ERG4/ERG24. The transcript has 6 exons. Gene Ontology annotation, molecular function: oxidoreductase activity, acting on the CH-CH group of donors, NAD or NADP as acceptor. NCBI's taxonomy places the organism in Eukaryota, Fungi, Mucoromycota, Mucoromycetes, Mucorales, Mycotyphaceae. Gene Ontology annotation, biological process: sterol biosynthetic process. The record is from RefSeq and is a predicted model, not a curated record. The coding region runs from base 118 to 1515 and encodes 465 amino acids. Gene Ontology annotation, cellular component: endoplasmic reticulum membrane.
AUAUUUUUUGAUUGCUAUUGUUACAAUUGUCAUUGUUCCUCUUUUUCUUACUUCUUCUAUCAAAUCUGCCAGCGUUCACAGAGACUAUCGAAAGCCUCUGUUAAUUACAACUCAUAUAUGGCAAAGCCUGUUCAAAGAAAAAAGCAACAGACGCCAGCCUCAAAGAGGCAACAACAACAAACAGCAGCAGCAUCUUCUUCCAACUCUUCCGAUGCUACUAACGAAAUCACUGAAUUGAAUCCCAAGACUACUCAUUAUGAAUUCGGUGGUCCCAUUGGCGCAUUAGGCAUGAUAACUUUCUUGCCACUUCUUGUUUUGUUUUUUUCCACCUGUUGUGAUUCCACCGGCUACCCUUCCAAAGCAUUUAUGGAAGAUCCUAAGGGCACCAUUUUAUCAAAAAUGACUUUAUACUAUCUCUAUUCCAUGAUCGAUCCUUCGGCUUUUCUCGUUUAUACGGCAUUUGUAGCUAUUUUGGCUCUUUUUUAUGCUGUUUUGCCUGGUGAUUUAGUGCCCGGUACAGAGUUGAGAAACGGUAAAAGACUCAAAUAUCGAAUGAAUGGUUUUAGAUCGUUCCAUACGUUCAUUUUUGCUGCAAUCUAUUUCUUGAAGAGUACAGGUCUCAAGCCUCUUGAAUAUGCCUAUGAUCAUUAUAUUGGAUUGGCUUUCGCAUCUAUUGUUUUCAGUUAUGCUAUCUCAUUGGCCGUUUAUCUUGGAAGUUUCGGCCGAGACAAGUUACUAGCCCUUGGAGGUAACUCGGGUAAUCCCAUUUACGAUUUUAUGAUUGGUAGAGAAUUAAACCCUCGUGUUGGCAGUUUCGACAUCAAGUUUUUCACGGAGCUUCGUCCUGGAUUGAUCGGUUGGCUUGUGCUCAACUAUUGUUUAGCUGCUAAACAAUAUCGCGACCUCGGAUAUCUUUCUAAUAGUAUGGUUCUCGUUCAAUUCUUUCAAUCUUGGUAUGUUAUCGACUCACUCUGGAAUGAAGAAGCUGUUUUGACUACAAUGGAUAUCACUACAGAUGGUUUUGGUUUUAUGCUCGCAUUCGGUUUGUAUACUUGGGUACCUUUUACCUACACCCUUCAAGCACGCUAUCUAGUCGAUUUCCCUCGAAGCAUUAGCUGGGCUGAAUUUUGCGGUAUCCUUGCCUUGAAUUUCCUAGGAUAUUAUAUCUUCAGAAGUGCUAAUUCACAAAAGAAUGAGUUCCGUUCCAAUCCCAAUAGUCCCCAAUCCAAAAAACUCAAAUACAUUCAAACUAAGAGAGGCAGCAAAUUAAUCACUUCAGGAUGGUGGGGCGUUGCUCGCCAUAUCAACUACCUUGGCGAUUGGCUCAUGUCUCUAUCCUGGAGUCUACCAUGUGGAUUUGGCUCACCUAUUCCAUACUUUUAUCCUGUCUAUUUUGCAGUUCUUUUAAUCCACCGUGAAAAAAGAGACGAUCAUAAAUGUAGAACUAAGUAUGGUGAAGAUUGGGAAAAAUAUUGUAGGAUUGUGAAAUAUAAGAUCAUUCCUGGUAUCUACUAAUAUACUGAACUCAUAUGAGUCAGAUGCUGAAAGUACCUUAAACAAACUUAUAUAUGCUAUUUUUAAUUCUGUAAAAGUGAUACUAAAUUGAUUGUCCUCUCUAUACUACAAGCUUAAACUAUUCCCUCCAACUUUUUGGUAGCUAAUCCGCCAUUGAGUGGAUAACUCAAACUAUUAAUGCAGCCGUUAAUAUAUAACCAUUAUCAGAAUGUUUUACGUCUAUAAUUUUAAUCCGUAGUCAACCCAAAUUCUGACUAAGCUAGACGGAUGCUGAACAGUGAGUAGAUCUGAGUAUUUGAUCUAGAGCUUUUACCUCAAACUAGGCUUUCUCAACCUCAUGAUGGCGAUUGAGAAAAAAGAUAUCAAACUGAUUGAAAAGAUCAAAGAUGCAAAGCAAUUAAUAGCAAAAUGGCUACAAAUCAUAGGAAUCUUAAUG